UUAUCUGAAUCUUUUAAUGGAUGUUUAUGGUUUCUGGCUAUUUUCUUUGUGUUAUUUGCUGGUUUCUGAUGGAGUUGAGGUCGCAGCCCUCAAAAACCAUGAACCAAUACCAAAUGUUCCACAGCCUUACAGAACAGCAUAUCAUUUCCAGCCUUCCAAGAACUGGAUGAAUGAUCCUAAUGGACCAAUGUAUUACAAUGGAGUUUACCAUCUGUUCUAUCAAUACAAUCCAUAUGGUCCAUUAUGGGGUAACAUUUCAUGGGGUCAUUCCAUAUCCUAUGAUCUUAUCAAUUGGGUUCAUCUGGAUGUUGCUCUCAUCCCUAACGAGCCUUAUGAUAUCAACGGAUGCUGGUCUGGUUCCGCCACGAUCCUUCUCAGUGGUGAACCUGCAAUUCUGUACACAGGCAGUGAUACCAAUAAACACCAGCUCCAAAACUUGGCAUUUCCAAAGAACCUCUCCGACCCUCUACUAAGUGAAUGGAUAAAAUCGACUCAAAACCCUUUAAUGAGUCCUCCUGAGGGAAUCGACCCAUCAUCAUUUAGAGAUCCAUCGACCGCUUGGAUAGGAACAGAUGGAGAAUGGAGGGUCGUGAUUGGAAGUGAGAUAGACCAUCACGGGUUGGCAAUUAUUUAUAAAAGUAAGGAUUUUAGCCAUUGGACUAAGACUGCGAAUCCGUUACACUUUUCUAACAAAACGAUAAUGUGGGAGUGUCCAGAUUUCUAUCCCGUUAGUCUUAAUGGGAAGGAUGGUCUUGAUACCUCGGUCCAAGGAAAGAACGUUAGGCACGUUCUUAAGGCAAGCUUUAAUAGCCGUGACCAUUAUGUAGUCGGGAAUUAUGAUCCGAAAACUGACCAGUAUGAAGUCGAUACAGACUUCAUGGAUGGUAGAGCGCGAUUACAGUAUGACUACGGGAGGUUUUAUGCUUCAAAAUCGUUUUACGAUGGUGCGAAUAAGAGAAGGAUAUUAUGGUCUUGGAUUGAUGAAGGUGAUAGUGAAUCAGAUGACAUCAAGAAAGGGUGGUCUGGCCUUCAGUCGAUUCCUAGGAGCAUCUUGCUGAGUGAAAAUGGAGAUCGGUUGGUACAGUGGCCCGUCAAGGAACUUGAGAAACUACGUACACAAAAAGUGCAAUUCGAGAAUAAAGAACUCGAGGGCGGAUCCGUUUUCGAAAUUUCCGGCAUCACAGCUUCACAGGCUGAUGUAGAAAUCACAUUUAGUUUGUCAAAUCUCAACGAGGCUGAGCUGUUGAAUACAGAAGUAGUUGAUCCCCAAAUUCUUUGUACACGAAAGAAUGCUUCGGUGAAUGGGAGCUUUGGGCCUUUCGGCUUGCUGGUUUUGGCUUCAAAGGACCUGAUCGAAUACACUGCUGUCUUCUUUCGUGUUUUUAGAGGUGGUAACGAUUUCCGAGUACUCAUGUGUGUUGAUCAAAGCAGGUCUUCUUUGAGAUCAGAUGUUGAUAAGACUAUCUAUGGAGCUUUUAUUGAUCUAAAUCCUCGUCAUGCAAAGAUUUCACUGAGAAGCUUG
Cynara cardunculus var. scolymus (artichoke) is the source of this 1522-nucleotide messenger RNA. RefSeq names its product beta-fructofuranosidase, cell wall isozyme-like. The record is from RefSeq and is a predicted model, not a curated record. Gene Ontology annotation, molecular function: hydrolase activity, hydrolyzing O-glycosyl compounds. NCBI's taxonomy places the organism in Eukaryota, Viridiplantae, Streptophyta, Magnoliopsida, Asterales, Asteraceae. Gene Ontology annotation, biological process: carbohydrate metabolic process. The annotation marks the transcript as partial. The transcript is spliced from 6 exons.